UUUCUGAUAAGUAGCCUCAGUUUAGGGGCCUUGAUAUAAAAAACACCGAUCCCACCAGUUUCUACCUGCUGACACUGAGACUUCCUAGUGGUAGGCAAAAUGGCUUUUCAUUCUGUAUUUCUUGUCUUCUUAGCUGGCCUGGCAUUUUUCUCCGAAGCUGCAUCACUGGACUCUGCUGACUCCAAGCAUCCUCUUCUUAUAAAAAUUCUGGAUUCAGUCCGAGGAAGUCCAGCUCCAAAUGUUCCAGUUAAGUUAUAUAAAGAAGCUGCAGAUGGAUCUUGGGAACUGUUAAAUUCAAAACAAACCAAUGACAACGGAGAGCUCCAUGAGCUCACAACUAAAGAACAAUUUGUAACAGGGAUAUACAAGAUUGAGCUCGACACAGCCUCUUAUUGGAAGAGGCUGGGCUUGAAUCCCUUCCAUCACCACGCUGAUGUGGUGUUCACAGCUAAUGAUGGUGGUUAUCGACAUUACUCCAUUGCUGUUCUCCUCAGUCCCUUUUCUUACUCAACUACAGCAGUAGUUAGUGAGCCAGUGGAAUAGAAGCUGACAUUAAGCAUGAAAAUUUAGAUGUGUAAAUUAAAAUUUCCAUAAAUGAUAAGAACUUAGUUUCUGACUGUAUCAACAGUUUUAGAUUUCAUAGUAGAUCACUAACAGUAACAGUUAAGUUGUUUAUUCACUUUGUUAACUUUAGGAAGAAUGUGUAUUGACUUUAUUUUCAAAUACUCUUCAGAAUAAAAGUAUUCUGUAUUUCUGUA
Molecule: messenger RNA, 758 nt
Organism: Aquila chrysaetos chrysaetos
Lineage: Eukaryota; Metazoa; Chordata; Aves; Accipitriformes; Accipitridae
Gene: TTR
Product: transthyretin
Exons: 4
Coding region: 100-543 (147 amino acids)
Biological process (GO): purine nucleobase metabolic process
Molecular function (GO): thyroid hormone binding
Source: RefSeq, a predicted model, not a curated record